AAUUUAUUAAGUACUGCGUUAUUUAUUAUGUUCAUUUUUUCAGAUGUCUUACUCUAGGAGGUCACGCUAUUCCCCUUCUCCAUCCCCAUACAAGAGGUACAGAGGGUCCAUCUCACGAUCCUUGUCAAGGAGUGCUGAAAGUGAUGUUGAAAAUCCUGGGAACAAUUUGUAUGUGACAGGCUUGUCACAUCGGAUCACCAAGAAAGAGCUGGAGAAGCAUUUUGCUAGUGAGGGGAAGGUGGUUGAUGUUCAUCUUGUGGUUGAUCCGUGGACAAGGGAAUCCCGUGGUUUUGGAUUUGUUACAAUGUCGACUAUAGAGGAAGCUGAACGAUGCAUCAAGUAUUUGAACCGCUCUGUUCUUGAAGGGCGUGUCAUUACAGUGGAGAAGGCUAAGAGGCUGAGGGGGAGAACUCCUACUCCUGGAAGGUAUUUGGGAUUGAGAACUGCUCGUGCUUGUCAUCGAUCUCGAAGCUACUCAUCUUGUAGGUCUCCAAGUUAUUCUUCUUACUUGAGGAGCCGCAGUCGAUCUCAUCGUUAUUCAUCUGACAAGAGUAGAUCUUGCUCCCCUCGACACAGGGUGUACUCACGUUCUCCCUCCCCUUAUAGUAUUUGUUCAGAUGACCGCAACUACGGAAGACGUGACCGUUCCUACUCUCCUGAUGAUAGAUGCUACAGAAGACGGGAUAGGUCUUACACUCCAGAUGAACAUUACUACCGUAGGCGAGAUCGUUCCUACUCACCUGAUGAUCGAUGCUAUAGAAGGCGGGAUCGUUCCUAUUCACGAGAUGAUCGAUACUGUAGAAGGCGGGAUCGUUCCUACUCACCAGAAGAUCGGUACUACAGAAGGCGGGAUCGUUCCUACUCACCAGAAGAUCGGUACUACAGAAGGCGAGAUCGUUCCUACUCUCCAGAUGAUAGUCACAGUAGGAGACGAAACAGGGCCUAUGAUUUAGCAGACUGUAGAAGUUAUAGAGGCCGUUCUGCUUCUGGGAGCCCUACGCCACCUAGGUCAAGGAAAAGUUCUUGGAGGAGCUGCUCACGAAGUGUAAGUGUGAGCCCUAAGCGAAAGAGAAGCUCAAGGCAGAGGUCGAGGGACAUCUCACGAAGCAUUUCUCCAUCACGUAAGAAAAGUACCAAGGGUCCAGAGGGAGUGUCUCUUCGCAGCCGCUCUAGAAGUGCGAGUCUGUCAUCCAGAUCAUCCAGAUCUGUUUCAAGAUCAGUGACUCCUAGGUCCGAUUCUUCAUCCUGAAGGGUAGUGACGGAUAUAUAUAUGCUCUGCUAUAGUUGAUAUGUAAUCUGAAUGGAACGUGUCCUUUUUAAGUGACUGGCUUUGUUUUUAGGGAUUUUAUUAUUAGGAUUGUGAAGCU
This is a messenger RNA of Hibiscus syriacus, 1367 nucleotides long. Its product is annotated as serine/arginine-rich splicing factor SR45a-like. Gene Ontology annotation, molecular function: RNA binding. Bases 44 to 1249 code for a protein of 401 amino acids. Gene Ontology annotation, cellular component: spliceosomal complex. NCBI's taxonomy places the organism in Eukaryota, Viridiplantae, Streptophyta, Magnoliopsida, Malvales, Malvaceae. The record is from RefSeq and is a predicted model, not a curated record. The transcript has 5 exons. Gene Ontology annotation, biological process: positive regulation of mRNA splicing, via spliceosome.